AUGUCUUCUUCAGGAAGUCUUCAGAGAACCAGGUGGACUAAGGCCAUGAAUGUAGCAGCAAUGGAAUGUUAUUACUUAUCUAAUCCUGUGGAUAAUAAUGGCAGGUCAGUUAGGGGGUACAGAAAAAGGAUGUAUGAGAGUUGGAAGGUCAGAGGAGGUGAUUUAGGAAUAUCUGAGCAAAGGUUGUGUGAUCAAGUGAGAGCUAUUAGGAAGAAUGGUUGGUUAAGUCAAGUAGAAAUUGAAAAGAUUAGGAGGAAAGUAACAGAAGAUGUGGGUGAAGAAUCUAGAAAUAGUGUGGACAGGAGUGUUAGUGUUGAGGAAAGUGGUAGUGUCAGUCUGGAAGAAGAAGGGUUGUUCAUUGAUGUGGUUGAUGGGCCUAGCGAGGUGAAAAGUCUUUGUGAGGAAAUAGUGAAGGUACAUGAUGAGCUGGGAGACGGGAGUGAAAAGUAUAAGUUUGCUUUCAAAACUGUCGAUAGGAAAAAGUUGUCCAAGGAAACAUCUAGAGUAAAUGAGGCAUUGACGUAUAUCAGAACAAAUACAAUUAGUGAGACGAAUAGCCUAGUAUAUGCAGUUAGUGUCUUUAUUGCAAGAAAGUUGGGUUUAAAAAAUCAGCUGGUGCCAAAUGGUGAUGGUAGGAAGAAACGGGAACAACCUUGUUGGAAGAGGAGGCUGGAGUGGCAAAUUAUUGUUCUACGAAGAAAUAUAAGUAUAUUAGACCAGAAGUUAAAGGGAGCUUUAAAGAAUGAGUGGAAAUAUAGGGAUUUUGUUAGGAGGCUUGGUAUUAAGAAGAAGGGAGUGAAAGCUGUGAUGGAGGAGUUGAAGCAGAGGCUAAAUGCAAAAGCGAUGAAGGUAAAACGGUAUGAACAGAGGAUUAAGCAGCAUUAG
Messenger RNA from Amphimedon queenslandica, 885 nucleotides. RefSeq lists its product as uncharacterized. Lineage: Eukaryota; Metazoa; Porifera; Demospongiae; Haplosclerida; Niphatidae. The record is from RefSeq and is a predicted model, not a curated record. The coding region runs from base 1 to 885 and encodes 294 amino acids. The transcript has a single exon.